UAUAUUAUACAAUUAUUAGCUACAUUAGAAAAUAAAUAAAAUCACUAGUAAAAACACAUUAGUAUCGAUAUUUUUUAUGUUAGGAUCGAUCCUUUUCGAUACAACCUCUGUAUCGAUACUUCAGGAUCGAUCCGCCCACGAUAUUUAUCAAUAUCAAACAGCAGUUGAACUUGGGCGGGUUUACAUUGGCUUGAGCUUUUUCGUGUUUCGGUCAGGAUUUUCUUAAGUAGAUAAAACGUUAGAGGUCCAUCCAUUUUAAUACGAUGCUUUUAUUUAUUUGCGGAGGAGUCGUCGCCGUUUAUCUGCUGUUAUGCGUGACGGUUUUUAAAAUACCUAAAUGUAAAAGCACAGCCAAACUGCACGGGAAAACGGUUAUUGUGACGGGAGCAAACACGGGUAUCGGCAAAGCCACAGCCUUGGAUUUGGCGAGGAGAGGAGCUCGGGUGAUAUUAGCGUGCAGGAAUGAAAGCAAAGCCCAGUCUGCGGUCGCGGCCAUCCAAAGGGAAACAGGAAACAAAGAGGUGUUGUAUAUGCACUUGGAUCUGGCAAGUCUGCAGUCUGUGAGGUCAUUCGCUGAGAACUUUCUUAAGAACGAAUCCAGAUUAGAUAUCCUCAUCAACAAUGCAGGACUUUUAAUGGGCGGCAAGACUAAAGAUGGCUUCGGAAUGAUCUUCGGUGUCAACCACCUCGGUCACUUCCUGUUAACUGUGCUGCUAUUGGAUCGUCUAAAAGAGUGCGGCCCCAGCAGAGUUGUCACUGUCUCGUCAUUGGCUCAUAUGUGGGGGAAGGUUGACUUUAACUGCAUCAACACUCAUAAAGAUCUUGGGUUAGGAAAUUCUGAUUUUGCCUCGUUGAAGUUGUACAGUCACAGCAAGCUUUGCAAUAUCCUCUUCACUCACGAGCUGGCCAAGAGACUCAAAGGCACUAAUGUCACCUGCUACAGUCUUCAUCCAGGAGCCAUCAAAACUGACAUCAACAAUAACAGCAGCCUGUUGUGGCGGCUGGUAAUGACCCCAGCUAUGCUGCUCUUCUUUACCGAUGUGGAUUCUGGAGCUCAGACGUCUCUUCAUUGCGCACUUCAAGAGGGUCUGGAUCCCCUGAGCGGAUGCUACUUCUCGAAGUGUGCCGUGGGUAAGGUUCCCGCUAAAGCCAGAGAUGAUGCCACAGCCAAAAAACUUUGGGAAGUCAGCGAGAGGCUCUGCGGUUUAGCAUAGGCUUACUGUGUGCCACUUUAUGUCCAUUUAUAUAGAAUUGCAUUUAUUCAGAGUUUCCUGUGUACAUCUUCAAUAAAAACAAACUUUAGGUCCCAUUAACUAAUAAUUGUGCACAAAUUGCAUACUUUUAGUGAUCAGACACAUAUACAUGAGCUUUCGGCACACGGGGACCCGAGUUUGAGUCCGACCCUGGUCAUGUCCCGAUUCCACACCCCGUCUCUUACCCACAUGUUCCUGUCUGCCUCCACUGUCCUAUGGAGAAAAGCCCCCCCUCCAAAAAUUUUUUGUGUACUUUAGUUCAUCUGUGAAAUGUUUUUCUUGAGUCACAACAGGUACGCACUAAAAUUUGUGCAUCUCCAUAUAAGGGCUUUCCGCAAAACCUCCCCACACAGCUAUUUGUUAUUGUGAAUGUGUCUUUGUAUUCUCUAAAGAUGAAUUUGAGGGCAAAUGCAAUGUCUACAAAUAGUCAAAUGGUAGUUUUUUCAAAACCACUUAUACAAACAGAAUGUCAGACUAUGCAGAGUCAGAUUCAUUAAAAUUUUAUGCAGAAACUUUCAAAAACUUCAGAUCAAGCUAUGUUCAAGCUAAUUCUUUUUCUCAGUUUGUUUUGCAGGGUCACUUAAUUUAGCAAUUUCUGAAAUACAUGAAUACAUCAAUAUUUUUGGUUAAUUCUGUGCUUCUAAGAUCACACUAGGGGUUUAUUUACUGUUGUUGUUUGUUCAUAAUAUGAACUUCAUAUAUAGUUUUAAGCACUGAAUAAAAUUAUUCUAUAGUGUUUAAUAAAGGUUGUGUGAGUCUGACAUCCUGUAAGUGAAAGUAAGUAAGUGUGCUUUCUAUUGUAAUAUUGAAAACCUUUACAUACAGUAUGCUGCAGUACUUUUUGUUCAAUAAAAUUCAAGAAGGAGAAAUGCU
This is a messenger RNA of Triplophysa rosa, 2126 nucleotides long. It is a transcript of the gene dhrs13a.1, whose product is annotated as dehydrogenase/reductase (SDR family) member 13a, tandem duplicate 1. The record is from RefSeq and is a predicted model, not a curated record. The coding region runs from base 264 to 1214 and encodes 316 amino acids. The transcript is spliced from 5 exons. Lineage: Eukaryota; Metazoa; Chordata; Actinopteri; Cypriniformes; Nemacheilidae.